This is a messenger RNA of Scatophagus argus, 1105 nucleotides long. It is a transcript of the gene parapinopsina, whose product is annotated as parapinopsin a. Gene Ontology annotation, molecular function: G protein-coupled receptor activity. Gene Ontology annotation, biological process: G protein-coupled receptor signaling pathway; visual perception. The transcript has 5 exons. Gene Ontology annotation, cellular component: membrane; photoreceptor outer segment. The record is from RefSeq and is a predicted model, not a curated record. Bases 19 to 1062 code for a protein of 347 amino acids. NCBI's taxonomy places the organism in Eukaryota, Metazoa, Chordata, Actinopteri, Scatophagidae.
UAAUUUAAACUGAGCAAAAUGGAGCACUUUGCCCCACAUGGAAACACCUCAUCGUCUCACAGCCCAGUCGACACAAAGCUCCUGACUCAAACUGGCUACACAAUACUGGCUGUAAUCAUGGGUGUGUUUUCUGUUGCUGGCAUCCUCCUCAAUGUCCUGGUGAUUGUGGUGACAGUGAGACACAGACAGCUGAGACAGCCACUCAGCUAUGCUCUGGUUAACCUGGCCAUAUGUGACCUGGGCUGUGCUGUUUUUGGAGGUCUACCCACCACAGUCACCAGUGCCAUGGGAUACUUCAGUCUGGGACGUGUGGGCUGCGUGUUAGAAGGUUUUGCUGUGGCCUUUUUUGGUAUAGCAAGUCUGUGCACAAUAGGAGUAAUUUCUGUUGAACGCUACAUCGUGGUGUGCAAUCCCAUGGGUGCGGUCCUGUUCCAGACCAGACACGCAGUUGCCGGAGUGGUGCUGUCCUGGGUCUGGUCGUUUGUGUGGAACACUCCGCCUCUGUUUGGAUGGGGAAGUUUUGAGCUGGAGGGAGUCAAGACCUCCUGCGCUCCUAACUGGUACAGCCGGGAUGUUGGGAACAUGUCUUACAUUGUCAUAUACCUUUUCUUUUGCUUUGCUGUGCCGUUCUCUGUCAUCACCGUGUCUUACUCACGACUCUUGUGGACCCUCCGCCAGGUGACCAAGCUGCAGGUAUCUGAGGCUGGCAGCACAAAUCGUGUGGAGGUGCAGGUGGCCCGUAUGGUAGUGGUGAUGGUGUUGGCCUUCCUUGGGACCUGGCUGCCAUAUGCUGCCAUGGCCCUUGCUGUCAUAAUGGACUCCAGUCUAAACAUUGACCCCCUCAUUGCUACCAUACCUGUUUACUUGGCUAAAAGCAGCACUGUCUACAACCCCAUCAUAUAUAUUUUCAUGAACAGACAGUUUCGGGGAUAUGCUGUCCCUAUUGUCUUGUGUGGAUGGAACCCGUGGGCCACAGAUCCACAAACCUCCGAGGGCGAGACCACGGUUACUUCUCUCAACAAGAGUCAAAAAGUCUCACCUAAAGGAUCUUUGAAGGAAUAAAAAGUGCAUGCGAGUCUGCAUGGUCUCACUUCUGAAGCAGCAC